AUGAGGCUGACGAACAAUUAUUACUGUCCACAUGCACCUAAUUCCUUGGAUUGGAGGGACUUCGGAGCUGUAACUGAUGUUAAAGACCAAGACAAAUGUGAUAGUUGUUGGGCACUCUCAACGGGAGCCAUUGAAGGGAUUAAUAAAAUAGACAACGAUGCACUUGUGAGUGUUUCUGAGAAACAACCUACGUCGUGCGAUCCUUAUAGCAAUGGCUGCCACAAAGGAAGCUAUGUCCACGACGCAUUUGAAUAUGCCAUCGACAAUGGUGGAAUGCCUCAUAGGCUGAUUAGCCUUAUACAGCUAAGAAUGAUACCUGCGAUCACCAAAAGGUCUGUCUGUAAUUGUUCUGGACUCUUCAACGGUAGUGGCUGCUCUGAGGUUGCACCUUAUUACAUUAAUCAUGUUAUGCUGAUUGUUGGAUAUGAUUCAUUUGGUCCCGGUCUUGAUUAUUGGAUUGUGAAGAACUCAUGGGGAAAAACUUGGGGAGAACAAGGUUAUAUCAAAAUCAAAAGAAAUAUUGGUCAUCACUUAGGUGUAUGCAACAUCAAUUGCUGGGGUUAUUACCCAGCCAAGAAGAACGUGAAGCUUGAUUCUGCCACAUGA
This is a messenger RNA of Neltuma alba, 606 nucleotides long. Its product is annotated as zingipain-2-like. Gene Ontology annotation, molecular function: cysteine-type peptidase activity. The record is from RefSeq and is a predicted model, not a curated record. Bases 1 to 606 code for a protein of 201 amino acids. NCBI's taxonomy places the organism in Eukaryota, Viridiplantae, Streptophyta, Magnoliopsida, Fabales, Fabaceae. The transcript is spliced from 3 exons. Gene Ontology annotation, biological process: proteolysis.